AUGCAGAUCUAUGUGAAGAUCACCCUCACUGGCAAAACCAUCACCAUCGAGGUGGAGUCCUCUAACACGAUUGACAAUAUCAAGGAAAAGAUUCAGGACAUGGAAGGCAUUCCCCCGAAGCUGCAGCGCCUAAUCUUCGCUGGCAAGCAGCUCGAGGGUGGGCACAAUUUAGCUGAUUACAACAUUCAGAAGGAUUCCACUCUGCACCUUCUCCUGCGUAUUGGCGGGUGUGGAUCUCUUGGUUACAGGUAUGUUUAUGUGAAGAUGCCCGCUGGCAAGACCAUCACGCUCGAGGUGGAGCCAUCGGACUCGAUCGACGAUGUCAGGACAAAGAUUCAUGGCCACCAGAGGCUCCUGUUUGCCGGCAAGCAACUUGAGGAUGGACAGACACUAGCAGAUUACGAAAUCCAAAACGAGUCCACUCUGCACCUUGACUUCAGCAUGCAGAUUUUCGUGAAGAUGCUCACUGGUGAGACCAUCACCCUUGAUGUGGAGCCAUCUGACACGAUCAGCCGUGUCAAGGAAAAAAUACGGGACCGCCACAGGAUCAUCUUCGACGGCAAGCAGCUUAACGAGUGGAGCAAACUUGCCGAUUACAACAUUCAGAAGGAGUCCACACUGCACCUCGACCUCUGCCCGCAUGGUGGCAUGCAGAUUUUCGUGAAGGCGCUCCCUAGCAAUACCAUCAGCCUCAAGGUGAAGGCAUCUGACACGAUCGGCGAUGUGAAGGCGAAGAUUCAGGACCAGCAGAGGCUCAUCUUCGAUGGCAAGCAGCUUGAGGAUGGGCGGACACUUGCCGAUUACGAUAUCCAGGAAGAGUCCACCCUGCACCUUGACCAUGCCAUGCAGAUUUUUGUGAAGACGCUCACCGGCCAGACCAUCACUCUCGAGGUGGAGGCAUCUGACACGAUCGACGAUGUGAAGGAAAAGAUUCAGGGCCAGCAGAGUCUCAUCUUUGAUGGCAAGGAGCUUGAGGAUGGGUGCACACUUGCCGAUUACGAUAUCCAGAGAGAGUCCACCCUGCACUUUGAUGCUUAAGUUCGGUGUCGUUUGAUGCUCUAGUUAUAUCUUUGCUCUUUUAGGUGUCCUUGUCAAUGCCUGGUUGAAAUCUUAUGACA
This is a messenger RNA of Phragmites australis (common reed), 1118 nucleotides long. RefSeq names its product polyubiquitin-like. Gene Ontology annotation, molecular function: protein tag activity; ubiquitin protein ligase binding. The coding region runs from base 1 to 1038 and encodes 345 amino acids. Gene Ontology annotation, cellular component: cytoplasm; nucleus. Gene Ontology annotation, biological process: protein ubiquitination; modification-dependent protein catabolic process. The record is from RefSeq and is a predicted model, not a curated record. Lineage: Eukaryota; Viridiplantae; Streptophyta; Magnoliopsida; Poales; Poaceae. The transcript has a single exon.